Nasonia vitripennis (jewel wasp) is the source of this 1829-nucleotide messenger RNA. RefSeq names its product golgin-84 (gene Golgin84). The record is from RefSeq and is a predicted model, not a curated record. Bases 157 to 1695 code for a protein of 512 amino acids. Lineage: Eukaryota; Metazoa; Arthropoda; Insecta; Hymenoptera; Pteromalidae. The transcript is spliced from 6 exons. Gene Ontology annotation, cellular component: Golgi cisterna; Golgi membrane. Gene Ontology annotation, biological process: Golgi organization; retrograde transport, vesicle recycling within Golgi.
CUAAACCUCGGCUUUCCCGAAGAUGGCGUCUGCUAGAUCGCGAUUUCUCAAAUCAGCUGAUGCGCGAGCCAGAGCGUAGGUGGAUACGUCAGUGAGACGUCCGCCAACUCGCGGAGAUUUUGGAGCAGAUUUUUUCGUUUCACCACAGACAACAACAUGGCCUGGCUGUCAGGCUUGGCAGGCAAGGCCGAGGAAGUGUUAAAUAACAUUGACAGAAGCACUGCUGCUGCGCUGAAAAAGGAAGAUGGUAAACGGGAUUUUUCAGAGUCGAAUCUAUUGGAGGUUAGAUCACUGCCUCCAGAUUCUAAUUUGACAGUUGAGGAGUUUUUGAGAAAUGAAGCGAGAUACACGGAUUCAAAAACAUACAUUGAGAAAAAGCCACCUUUUGUUAAUAAAAUGGCAUUGUCAGCUCCUACAACACCUGCGCAUUCUGAGAGAUCAAUGAAAUUGCAAUCAGACUCUCUUGCUUGGCUUGACAAAGCAGCGCUGAAUUCAGACCCAAAGGAAAGCUUAUUAGAUGUAUCUGUGGACAAGCCAUACAGUAAUGCUGAUGCUGAUAAUUCUAAUAUUGUUUAUCAAGUGGUUGAUGACAGCAAAACUGAAUCAAAUGACUCAAAUCAGUUUGCAAAUCUAAAUGGUUCCACAAUGUCUACAAAGGAAAGUACAAAACAAUCUGACGGAGAACAGCAAAUCAGAACAGAAUACUUGAAGGAAAUUGAAUCUCUGAGGGAAAAAAUAAGUUCAUUGACUUCAGAGAGAUCUCGUUUUGUAAGGGAGAUCUCUGAUCUUAGUUCUACAUUGGAAAAAACUAGAUCUGAAAUUAAUUCUGUUGAAUCAGAGCUUGAGCAGCAUCGAGCUAGAGCUUUGAAAACGUUACAGGAAAGAGACAAACUCAUAGCAGAAUUGAGGAAUAACUCUGGAGCAGAACUGGAUGAUACCAGUGUCCUUGUUGAACUCAAUCAAUUGAGGCAAGAAAGAGAAACUUUGAGAGAAGAAAAUCGGCAAAUUCGGGAAAAAUUACGCUUGGCGCGUCAAGAAUGUAUAGAUGCCGAUUUGAAUGCCGAAAAAGUGAGGCAAAGGGCAAUGGAAGCAAGCAUUCAAGCUCGAGAGUCAGUAGCUAAUGAGAGGAGAAGAAGAUUAGAUGCAGAAGAGGAUGCAAAACUCAGGAGUGAUGAAGUAAGAUCACUAAGGGAAGAAUUGAGCCUCAGACAGACUACAUUCCAAGCCAAACUACAAAAGCAAGAAUCUGAAAUUUCAAGACUGAGAUCACAACUUUCAGCAGCAGCAACGCCCAACUCAGAAGUUGAAUCAAGACUGUCAAGUUUGACAAGAACCUUGGUCCUGAAGCAACAAGAAUUGGAACAUUUGACAACUGACAGAAAUGCACUAAGAUUGCAGCUUGAAAAGUUGGAGCAUGAAUACCAAAAUUGGAGAAAAAAUUUACCAUUUAAUAGCUUAAACGAUACCGACGAUGCUAAAGCCUUACUGCCAAGUUUCCUAAUGGAAAGCCCAUUUGACACUGGAGUUGCCAGACGUGUGAAGAGAGCUUACUCAUCAUUGGAUGCUGUUGGUGUACGAAUUGGAGUAUUUUUGAGAAGGUAUCCUCUAGCAAGAACUUUCGUCAUACUGUAUAUGGCUUUGCUUCAGUUUUGGGUCCUGAUUGUACUCUUCUCACAAUCUCCAGAUGCACACUAAUUGUAAUUUAAUAAACCUAUCAGAGAAUUUUUAUCUACUGUAUAUAAAUAUAUAAAUUGUACAUACAUACACAAAAAACGAGUUACUGGUUACACACGCAUAUUUAGAAUAAAGUCUUUUUUUUAAAUACCUAA